Messenger RNA from Manacus vitellinus (golden-collared manakin), 681 nucleotides. It is a transcript of the gene RFK, whose product is annotated as riboflavin kinase. Gene Ontology annotation, biological process: FMN biosynthetic process; riboflavin biosynthetic process. Gene Ontology annotation, molecular function: riboflavin kinase activity. Gene Ontology annotation, cellular component: mitochondrion. The record is from RefSeq and is a predicted model, not a curated record. NCBI's taxonomy places the organism in Eukaryota, Metazoa, Chordata, Aves, Passeriformes, Pipridae.
AUGCGGGGCGGACGGGCCCAUUGCGGAGGGCGGGCAGGCCCCGCCGAGAGCCGUAUGGAUAGAAAGCAAGAGCGCCCCGCCCCAUCCUUCCCCUGCGCGUGUGAGCGCCCCGUGCGAGGGGUAGCGGCGGAGCGUGCGGCGGCGCUGGGGCUGGCCGCUCUGCCCUGCGGCCGAUUGAGGCACCUGCCGUACUUCUGCCGCGGGGAGGUGGUGAAGGGCUUCGGCAGAGGCUCCAAGAGGUUGGGCCAUCCCACCGCUAACUUUUCUGAGCAAGUGGUUGAAAGCUUUCCACCUGAUAUCUCUACUGGUAUAUACUAUGGAUGGGCCUGUGUUGGAAAUGGAGAUGUACAUAAAAUGGUUUUGAGCAUAGGAUGGAACCCUUUCUAUAGGAAUACUAAGAAAUCAGUGGAAACACAUAUUAUCCACACCUUCAAGGAAGACUUUUAUGGAGAAAUUCUUAGUAUAGUCAUAGUUGGAUAUAUUCGACCGGAAAAAAACUUUGAUUCCUUAGAGGCGCUCAUUUCAGCAAUUCAGGAAGACAUUGAAGAAGCAAAAAGACAGCUAGAUUUAGCAGAACAUCUUAAACUCAAAGAAGAUAACUUCUUUCAUCUGCCAGAAGGCAAAAUAGUAAACAACCACUGAGGAAAACAAUACAGUUUUUUAUUUGUUUGUUUGUUUGAA